AUGGGAGGAAACUCAGAAGAGAAGCACGAGGAUAAGGUUGAGAAGAAGGAGAAGAAACACGAGGAAGAAGGAGAUGAGAAAAGGAAGGAAAAGAAGGGAAAAGAUAAGGAUAAGGAAGGAAAAGAAGGUGAAAAGAAAGAGAAGAAGCCAAAGGAUCCUGCGGAUAAGAAAGACCCAACAAAACUCAGACAGAAACUGGAGAAGCUUGAAGUUAAGAUGCAGGCUUUGGCGGUUAAGAAAGAAGAGGUCUUGAAAUUGCUCCAUGAAGCUGAACAGAAUGCUGCUGCUGCCCCUCCGCCUUCCUCUUGA
Cucurbita maxima (winter squash) is the source of this 309-nucleotide messenger RNA. Its product is annotated as protein PXR1. The record is from RefSeq and is a predicted model, not a curated record. Lineage: Eukaryota; Viridiplantae; Streptophyta; Magnoliopsida; Cucurbitales; Cucurbitaceae. The transcript has a single exon. Bases 1 to 309 code for a protein of 102 amino acids.